Cotesia congregata is the source of this 1641-nucleotide messenger RNA. The record is from the annotation of a GenBank genome assembly. NCBI's taxonomy places the organism in Eukaryota, Metazoa, Arthropoda, Insecta, Hymenoptera, Braconidae.
AUGGGUGACCUUACAAGAUCCAGUGCCACCAAAAUGAAAAUUCCACCGCCUCUAAAUUUGUCCUCAGAUCCUGACGACGAUUCAUACAAUCAAAAAAGUCGCAUACUGAAAAAUGAUUUACUAUUACACGAAGCAGUUAUCAAAAACGAACCGGAAACGGUAAAAAAAGUACUAGAAGAAACUGUCGACGUCAAUUCGCGUAAUAAUUAUGGCCGAGCUCCGAUUCAUUGGGCAGCCUCGAGAGGAAACACCGAAAUAAUAGAGCUGCUUAUGAAGGCUGACUGUGACAUUGAGGCGAAGGAUAAAUUCGGAAUGCGGCCCUUACACAUGGCUGCUUGGUAUGGCCAUCUUGACGCUGUCAAACUGCUUGUUGAUGCCGGUGCUAAUGUUGAAGCUGUUAAUAAGAAAAAAUACACACUCCUAAUGUGUGGAUCUCGAGGGAGCAGUAGUAUAGUAAUAGAAUAUUUGAUAAAAGUAAUGGAGUUUGUAAAUGUCGAGGCAACUGACAAUACAGGCGCAACUGCUCUGCAUCAUGCCGCAAUAUCUGGGCAUCCGGAUGUAAUAAAAGCACUGUCAAGGAUCCCCGGGAUUAAAUUCAACGUGACAGAUAAAAAAGGACAAACUCCCCUGCAUUGUGCUUGCGCGGAAGGACACAUGGAGGCAGUUGAAACUUUAAUUAACUUGGGAUCUAAUUUGAAUGAUCGUGACAACGAUGGUUACAGUCCAUUACACGUCGCUACACGGAUGAGAAACACGGGAAUCGUUCAGAUACUUCUCAAUGCUAAUGCUAAUUGCAAUAUUACCGAUGACAACGGAUUAACGUCCUUGCACAUGGCUGCCAGUCAAGGAUGCAAGGGAAUACUAGAAUCUAUUAUCGACUACUGUCCUGAUGUUAUUAAUAAACAGUGCAAUAUCGGAAACACGCCGUUGCAUUUAGCGUGUCAAAACAAUCAAAUGGAUACUAUUGAAAUUUUAUUGAAAAAAAAAGCAGACAUUAAUUGUUUGAAUCUGAAACUACAAACUCCAAUACACAUCGCUGCGGAAAUGGGUCACACGGAUGUUUGCAAACUCCUACUUGCUGCUGGAGCAAAUAUCGAGCAGAGAGAGAAAGGUGGGCGAACACCCCUCUACAUCGCGGCAAGGGGCAGUUUUACGGCUAUUGUUGAUAUGAUUAUCAAAACUGCCAGGCUAGGCUGCCCGGACAGCACUGUCAAUGACGAAGAUGGAUUAGUGAGGAAAAAAUUCAAUGAGCCGCGCUGGAGCACCAUUAGCGCUAAUUGCGCCGCAGUGAUAAGCGACCAUAUACGCUCGAUUUUAUGGAAGCUGGCUUAUAAGCAUCUCGAAAACGGAGAUUGGAAGAAACUUGCGCUUCAUUGGUCAUUUACGCACGAGCAAAUUCAAGCUAUUGAACAUCAAUAUGAUGGACCAUCAAGUUACAAAGAGCACGGGCAUAGAAUGCUCAUGAUUUGGACCUCCAGUCUGUCACCUGAUACUCAAGUACACGAACAACUGUAUCAAGCUCUUUGUGCUAUUGAUAAAAAAAAUACAGCAGAUUCAAUCCGGAAAAAGUACGAAGAAAAAUACCAGGACGAAAAAAAAAAAUCUGGAAGCAAAAGUUGUCACCAAUGUUUAGUGUCGUAA